ACCAAAAAUGGGGCCACUACCUCGAGUUCGACUGACUCCGUUUCUGCGACCAUUUACUUUUGUCGGCAUCGAUUAUUUUGGACCAUACCUAAUUAAAAUCGGAAGAUGUGCUGUAAAACGUUGGGUAGCGCUUUUCACCUGCCUAACGGUCAGAGCAAUUCAUCUGGAGGUGGCAAGCAGUUUGUCGACGGAUUCGUGCAAAAAGGCAAUCCGCCGCUUCAUCGCUCGCAGGGGUGCUCCGCAAGAGAUAUAUACCGACAACGGAACCAACUUCGUCGGGGCGAGUAGAGAAUUACAACUGGAGUUGAAGAAGAUGAAUGGAGAGUUGGCCAGUACAUUUACAGAUGCGUGUACACAGUGGCGCUUCAAUCCGCCCGCGGCACCACACAUGGGGGGCUGUUGGGAGAGAAUGGUGCGGUCUGUGAAAGUUGCACUGGGUUCUCUUCCAAGCUCACGAAAACUUGACGAAGAGUCUUUUGUCACGUUGCUAACGGAAGCAGAGCACAUGAUAAACUCUCGCCCACUGACCUUCGUACCGUUGAGCACAAUCACUGAUGAAGCACUUAGUCCUAACCACUUUUUGAUGCUCAGCUCGAGUGGGGUGCAACAGUCGAUAAAGAGUCCGGUUGAUGAGGGGGCUUCAAUUAAGGGGAGUUGGAGCAUGAUUCAAUACACUUUAGACAAGUUCUGGCGAAGAUGGAUCCUUGAGUAUCUACCCACUAUAACGCGAAGGACUAAGUGGUUCGACUGCGUACGAGCGAUUAAGGAAGGGGAAUUAGUGUGGAUUGUAGAUGAGAACGUGAGGAAUAAGUGGCUUAGGGGUCGCGUAAUACGGACGUUUCCUGGCAGAGAUGGAACGGCACGUCGGGCAGAUGUUCAGACAUCAUGUGGAAUAUUGCAGCGACCUAUUGCCAAACUUGCUCUGAUUGAUAUUGGUGUGAGUGACGCCGAAACUAACAUUCAGGCGACACGCGGGGGAGGAUGUUCGGUACAAGUAGGUGGAAAAACGCCCCUCGUAGACGACCACGAAUCUGAGCCAAAAAUCAAACGUUGACAUUCGGUUGACACCGUCACAGUGAGCUGUCAGAUAACGUGUCACAACCCAUCACUUUGACAAAUUCAUUGAAAUUAAUAGGAAGCAGGAGAUUAAAACCUAAAUUAAAAUUAAAUACUAUUUUCGGAAGCAAUUUCUGUUCAAUUAAAAUAAAUCGGAGACUAGAUUCUUUAGCUGAAUACUCUAAAACCGGGUGUUCUGCUGCGAGAAUUCCGAAAUCAUCACGAACAAUAACAUAGUAAAAAUAUCGAAAAAUUCUUUUAAAAAACUGAUUGAUUUUGUUGUUCAUACAGAGUUGAAUUAACCG
Molecule: messenger RNA, 1361 nt
Organism: Topomyia yanbarensis
Lineage: Eukaryota; Metazoa; Arthropoda; Insecta; Diptera; Culicidae
Exons: 3
Coding region: 8-1054 (348 amino acids)
Biological process (GO): DNA integration
Molecular function (GO): nucleic acid binding
Source: RefSeq, a predicted model, not a curated record